UCGCCCUCCUCGCGCCAAGAUCCGCUUCGCAAGGCCUCGGGACAACGCGAAAGGCACGUCGCCACUGGAAUUCAAUUGAACAGCGGACAGCCAUGCCCAGGUCCAGCACGGCGCCGUCCAGUGGUCUAUAUAGCGCCGGCGCGCAUCGAGGGGACGCGCUGGGUUUAGGAUCCUCACCUCCCCCCUCGCCUCUGCAAGCGGAGUCGGAGCCCCUCCUGAUACCAGCGUCACCGCGAAUGAGGCCCGCUUCGUUUCGGCGCGUGUCCUCGCCGCUAAAUCCGGAUACGCCGCCAGCCUCGCUUUCUGCGUCACUUGCUUCGUCCUCGACGCCGCCCACACCAUAUUCGCCGCCCUCGACAUCUCCCCCACCGCCAGGCUCGCCAUUCCGCUCGCGGCCGUCGCUCUCAAAUUUCUCCUAUGUCCCCUCCGAGGAGGCAAGGGUGCUUUCCGGGCAGGGCUCGGCCACGGGUACACCGCGCACGUCGAUGAUACUGUAUCACUUCGCCCUCCCUGAUGGAGAAGCCAGCAGGAAAGGAGAUGCCGCGACGAUGCCACCCCCGCUCAUAGCCCCAACCUCCCCACGAGACUCCCUCGCAUCCCUGACCCGACCUAUAUCCGGGAUCGCCUUCCCUCGACCAGAGUCAGGGACCGGCAGUGACCCCUCCACGACCUCACGCUCCUCUAUGAUAUCCUACUCCUCCGACUCGAAAUACCCCAUGUUAUCCCACUCGUCGGACUCGAAAUACCUCACCAUGACGGGUGGGCUCGUGCCGUACGCCUAUGACCCAGACGACGAUCUGCUUAGCCCGCUCGAGGAAGGCGCCGUGUCGUCGAAGGAAGAUGGCGCCCCUAUACCCACCCGGCGCUUCACCAUCUUCUCUUGGCGCGGCCUCGCUAAUGCCUUCGCCCUCGCGAUCCUAAUGAUGGCCCUCAUCGCGCUCUUUGUCCUAUACCCCGUGCUUGCGUUUAGCCACGAUGGCGAGCGCUCGUGGCGCAUCGCGCAUAAUACGGCGAUCAACGGGACAGGGCAGGCGGCCUAGCCAUCCGCGAGGUCUAUCAGGAGGAGUGGUGAAAGGGAGACAUCGUGGCAGGGGUUGAGAAUAUAACUUACUCGGUCUCAGGAUGACGCGGACAAUUGUGUAUACCCUACUGUAAUAUGGCGACUGAUUCUUCUGCAAGGGAAGGCGAAAGGCCUUUGCGCUCUUCAUCCC
This is a messenger RNA of Schizophyllum commune H4-8, 1211 nucleotides long. RefSeq lists its product as uncharacterized. The record is from RefSeq and is a predicted model, not a curated record. The coding region runs from base 93 to 1040 and encodes 315 amino acids. The transcript is spliced from 3 exons. NCBI's taxonomy places the organism in Eukaryota, Fungi, Basidiomycota, Agaricomycetes, Agaricales, Schizophyllaceae.